CUGUAAUUCUGCUAGAGGUUGUUGGAGUUCUCCUUUUCCUACGAGUAUUACUUUUUUGCUGCUUUAAAUCGGGCCAAACCCAAAAGGUAAAUGCCGUGUUGCUCCCCCAUAUUUGCAUCGAUGUCAUCUGUCGCCAGCUUCACCGACUACAAACUCACCCACAUCCCGACCUGCAGCUGUCCCCUUGGCUCGGUAUAUUCCAAAUCGACGCUCGAAGCUCAACACGUUAUAAAUCGAUACGCCUCUUCAUUCAUUUUGUAACUCUAUUUGACGAAACUUGUUUGUGUUCUCACCAUCCAGAUCGUGCGCAUGAACUGAGAGGUGAGAGCUUGUCAUGACCGAGCCUACGAUAACAACCCCCGGCUCUACCCGGGACGGCGACACUCCGUCUAUAGCAUCGGCGCCCAAGGACAAGAGAUGCCCUUUUUGUCAGCAAGCAUUCACGUCGUCAUCGCUGGGACGGCAUCUCGAUCUUUAUAUCAAGGAGAAGAAUCCCAAGGCUCCAGAUGGCGUUCACGACGUCGAUGAGAUUCGCAAACUUCGAGAGCGCAUCACGCGCAGACAGCCCCGAAAUUCUGCCAAGCGCGAUGCUUCCACCCCUUCAGCAACAAGACCACUUGCGUCAGAAGAGGCACAGUCACCUUCAUCGGGCCGACCGUUUCUGCGUUUGAAACUCAAUGAGCUUGACUGGCAUGCCACUGGUGUGAUGAGAGACUUGCCCCCAACCAAGGAGGAUGAUUCGCGAUGGCGCCACGUACAGCAAAAGUCGGAUCUGGAGAUGCGCAGAAAGGUGAUGGAGGAAAAGGACAAUGCACGAGCCGCAGAACUAGCUUUACGUGAAGUACUCGCAAGCGUCAAGGCCGCGAGCGCAAGGACAGCUCCGCCUCCGUCUCCGUUCGAUUAUGAUCCGCUCACCCUGACUUUCCCGGCGCUCUGUCUAAAAUGCCUUUUUGCCCCCUCCACAUUGUUUUCAACUCAGCCAUUCGCCACUGGUGGGUCUUGGUCAAUAGAUCCACCGGGCCAGCCACAACUUGAAUCCCUUCGAAUAUAUUUUCAUGAUCAGUUUCAUCAAUGGAGGUUACGGCGCGGCUCACGCGACAGCGCAAGAGACGGCCAUGGCGCCCCGAACGGCCACCAGGGCAACAAUACAAAUGGACAAGACAGCAACCAGGGGCCCAAACAGCAGGGGCAGGAAGAAGAAGACAAGAUUAUAAGACAUUUAAUGGAGGCAUAUAGCCACUGGAAAGCCAUGGCGGACAAGCAAAAAGAAGACUCUUGGCGGCUCGAGGUGCUCCGAGCAUAUGCGCGAGAACUGGAACGACGAAAGGAAUCCGAACUCAAGGUUGACGCGCUUCAGCAACAAGUCGAGCAUCUCCGCUCACAAGUCGACCGCUUGACCUCCCGCCAUGAACCGCGCGAGUUCCUCACCUGCCCACCUGCAACCUUUGCCCUCACCAAGACUGUCGCAAAAGAGCUCGAUGCGGUUUCCGGCCCCGAGCUGUGCGACUGCGAUUAUGACCGCCUCUUUGCAAAAUGGAAAGCAAUCGUGCAACAAAAUCGACAGUCAAGCAACGGGUUAUUGAGCCAGCAGCCAUUACCUGGCACCAGCGCAACACCAGGAGCAGCAACAGCAACAGCACCAUCACAAUCACAAGAACGCAACGUGUCAUCCUCCUCAUCCUUUACUCCUCUUCCCGUCAAUGGCACAGGUCCCUCACAACCAGGACGAUCAUCCUCCUUGUCCUUUGACUAUUCCACAUCACCGCUACCACCACCUCCGCCUUCUGCCACUGCUUCAGCCAACAACAACAACAACAACCUAUCAACGAAUUCCAAACCGAAUCAAAAUGCCGACGCAGAUCAAAAUCAUCAUCAUAUCGCAGACGGUAUCGACAGCAGCGGCGGCGGUGCUAACCGUUCUUCUGCGCCUCCCCCUUCACAACUCCACAAUGCCCAUUCCAACUCAUCAUCAUCAACAACAGCAAAUACAUCAAACCAAACGACAAAUACGAGACCCCCGCCACUCGAUCGCACAAAUCUAGAUCCAAGUCUCGCCGACGACGGCCAGAACCAACACAGCCUAGGCGCCAUGGAGGGUAUUGAAUCCUCUAGCUCCCAGGACGCGCUCAAUUCAGACGGCUUCAUGGGCGGUCGUGUCCUCAUGGGCUUGAGUGCGAGCGACUUUAGUCAUAUGGGAGGCAGCCGCUGCGGAUCAAUGGAGUCUUGAGUUUGAGUUUGAGUUUGAGUUUUUCAUUGGGCAUUGGGCAUUGGACAUUGGGCAUAUGGGUAGAGAAGGGCCUAUCAAUUCUUAUUUCAUAUUCAUGUCUUUUUAUUUUAUUCCAUAUUUAGGUCUUUUUUUUUAUUUUAUCUUUUCAAGGCGUAUCACUUCUUUCCUUUCAUAUUUUCAAGGUGUACCACUUUAUCCUAUCUGUUAUUUAUCACGGCGUAUCACUUUUUAUCCAGCCAAUUCUCAAGGCGUAUUUAUUUAAUUUUUUUUAUAUAUUUACUCAUCCUUUCUUUCUUUAUUUAUUUUAUUUUAUUUAUCAAGGUAUCUAUUCAUUCACAUUUAUUGGGAUUGGGAAUGGGAAUGGGAAUCGUCUUUAGGGUGUUAAAUUAUUUUAUUUUAUAUUACGUUCCCAUUAUUGUCCACAUAGGUACCUAUUUAUUACUUCUCUCCCUCUCCCUCUCUCUCUCUCUCUCUCUCUCUCUCUCUCUCUCUCU
Molecule: messenger RNA, 2721 nt
Organism: Xylona heveae TC161
Lineage: Eukaryota; Fungi; Ascomycota; Xylonomycetes; Xylonales; Xylonaceae
Exons: 2
Coding region: 335-2227 (630 amino acids)
Source: RefSeq, a predicted model, not a curated record